AUGCAAGUAGGAGAUGGUGAACCCUUCCAGGUUCAGACUUCUUUGAGCCUGCGGCUCACCCGGAACUCUCGCACCCUUCUGCUUCACAAUGUGGAGACAGGAGAAGUUUGCACAGUGGAGGAGUCACAAGACUGGUCAAAGGUGACCUUGACAUGUUCAGAUGAUACGGGACCAGUGUUGCAACACGUGGACCAGUCUGGCUCGCAGUCUGUCACCUCAGUGUUUCAUUGGUUGCAACUUCAAAAAGAUGAAGACGAUUUGAUCGACUUGGCCGAUGAUUCUCGCACUGCCUGGAGCGAUGCUGUGAAGGUAACAGUUCCACUGGCUUUGUCUUUGAAGAAGAGCCAAAGUGUUUUCACUUGUGAACUGCAGGCUCACAAGUGUCCCAAUCGCUCCUGCUGUUGCAUUUUUUGGCACAUCCGGUGGUUAGUUGAUUGGCUGGGUGGCCACCAAAGCAGCAAUUUCAUUGGGCAAGGUGCGAAGUCGUGGGCCACCAAACUUGCUGCCUACCUAGUUUUUGUGGUGGAUGGCUUGGAUGAAGAGGAGGAACUUCAACAAACUUGCCGAAGCCACUUUUUGGAAUCAGGGAACUCAAAGCUGCGACAAUCGCCCAGGGAAGGCGAGGCACCAACCGGGAACAUCCAAAUGACAGAAUAUUCAGGCAGUACCUUUGCAAUUUUGGUGAUGUUGGCCCAUUGGUCUGCGCGUGGCACGCACAAGCGCUCCCAAUGGAAAUUGGAUGCUGGCCAAGUUCAGUCACGCGCAGUCUCUUUGGUCAUGCUCCUCAUUGACACAUUUGUCGCUGCAGAUCUUGCGAUGGAGAUUGCAGGAAUCAAAGUGAUUCUUUUGCGGAGGGAUGCAGAAGUGUUUCUUGAUUGGCCAGCUUUUUGCUCUGUCGCCAAGACGAAGUUGUUGCUCCGUGUUUUUGGUCCAGAUGACAGCGAAGUGCCAUUACAUGAAGCUCUUCUGCGUCUCUGUCAGGAGGAAAUCAACACCAGAUGCUCGCAGAACCGGAGAAGGGCUGCCACCUUAGGCUUGGCUGUUGUCACUUGGGCGCUGAUGCUUGUGAUAGAAGGUUCCAAACAAGAUCCAAUCUGGCAGCAGACUGAGUUGUGGCAAUUGCAGCCGCUGAGGACGGCCAGACAAUACCGCAGAAUUUCUGGCCAGAUGAAGGCAGCCGUGGUUGGCCGCACUCAGCAGUGCCAUUUGAGAAGUGUGUCCACGGUGCUUGCUGGCAUGCCGGGUUCCAGUGGCAAACAGCGAGGCAGUGAUUAUGUUCAUCAUGAGCGAUAUUCUUAUUUGCAAGAGGCAAAGCAAAUUUUCUCAGCUGGCGAUUCCAUUUCUUUGACCAUUGACGGUGUGCAGCUGGGAGAUCCCAUUUUGAACCUGAUUGCGUGGGACUGCAAGACCAAGCAGGGUUUCAUAUGCCCUCCGCAGGUGACCCGUCAAGUGAAUGCCGUGACGGGACUCCAGCAAGGUCCUGAAGCUUUAGCAGGACAGACUGAGAAGUUCAUGAACCCACCUCUUGCAGGCGAGCAGCCUGAUGCCAAGAGAAGACGCUUGAAUGGAAAGACGAAGCCAAGCGUUCCUAGAUUGCCAACCUUGCAUUGGAUUCACGAUGUGAGGCAUUGCCUGGAACAAUUGGGGCGUCCCCUUCGUGAAUUUGUGGCUAUGGAAGACAGCAUUCCUGAAGAUGCUCCACCAGCUCUGCUUACCCUUUGCACGGACCAAGAAGCUCUGCAGAUCGCAGCGACCAACUUCAUGAAGUGGCAUUUGAAUUUGAUGUGUGAGCACGUGUACGACCCACAGCACCGUCGAAGCAAUGAUGCCACCUUGGGCCUUGCGGAAAGCGGCCUGCUGGCCAGCUGUUCCAUGAGUCUCAACCUUUUCAAUAUCAAAUUUGGGCCCUACUUGAAAGGAGGGUGGCAUACGCUUAUCAAAGAGACUGCUGAGAAGAUUUCCCGUGAUUUGUCUCCGAAUGAUCCAGUGCUGAAGUACUACAUGCCCUCGAUCUUGCUGGACAACGAUGAGCCUUGGCAUGCCAACACUGAAAGCCGUCGAGCGCAGUUCUUGCGCGAUUUGCCGACGCAAGCUUUUGUCACAUCCAAAGGGGCCAAGGCCUCACUCUCCCGAUUCAAUUCUGUCACGCAAGCAGCUUUGUUUGUGGAGAAGCACUGGAGUGCGCAAACUUUUUUGUUCACCAUGACGUGCCUGUUGCAGGGUUGGGUUGCCUAUGCUGACCAAUUGUGGGAUCCCGAUCCAUGCCAAUCUGGCAGCCAAGGGAGUGGCUUGGCUUUUGGUAGUGGUCAUGGCACUUCUUCUGCUGGUGCCUCCGCUUCAAAGGGGACAAGCAAACAAGAUGCAAAAAACGAGGCCAAAGAGGCGCUGGAGAAGAUGAGGGGGAAGUCGGUGAACACCUUUCAUGCAAUGACCCGCUAUUUGAAUGAUCCAGAAUCCAAGUGUUUCUGCAGGAUCUUGGCCUUCCUCCAAGAGCCAGAAGCUGAAGCCUCUGGUUUGAUGCUGCACCGUUUGAGAGGGGAGGUUGCCACUCGGGAGCAGUAUGCUGCUUGGGCUGAUUGGUCUUUUUUGGAAGAGUUGAAGGCCAUGGUUUUGGUUUUGAAGGACCAGCGAAAGCUUCGACGCAUUGGCUUCAACAUGUCUCUUUUGAUGAGUGGCAUCAACCAAGACGAAGUUGCGAUUGACAAUUCAACGGCUUCCACUGUUUUCAGUUGCAUGAGGAGUUUGCUGAAGUUCCGGUGCGGUUCCAUGCUUUGGCACACUUGGAGCCUGCCUGGUUUGAGUGCCAUACUCUUGAAAGCUGAGGAGGAGAAAGUUGAACGUGGCUUGCAGUUGCUGAAGCGAAUCUACGAGGCAACAGAAGCAGCUUCCACCAACGGCAGCUUGGCAACAAAGCAGCUGUUGCAUGGCCAGGGCAGCUCCAGUCCUGCAAUGCGGUGGACGCUGCGGGCACUUGCCAAAGAAGAUUUUCAACACGUUCCGCCACACGUCCAGCACUUCCUUCUUGACCUUUGGUCAUCUCUGCUGAAUAGCAAGUCAGUGGAAGAUUUGCAGAAGCUGCAAAGGGAACACGAGACAAGAACCGCCUCCUCGAAACACAUUUCAAAAAUGGAGGCUUGGAGAGUGGGCACCCAGCACAGCCUCCUGAAGUCAUAUGACCGCAAGGAGAUUUCAGCUACCAAUUUUGUUUUCCUCCCGGUUGGCUUUGACGAGACAGCGCUAUUUCAUGCGCCGCUGAAAGCUUCUUCAGAUGAUACCCAGGCUGAGUUGGAUUUUUGCAAGAAACUCAAGGAAGUGACCGGUCAGGCAACCUGGCCAACUUUCAGUCCGGAAUCGCAGCAGCAGAUCUUUGCCAACUUGGCCUUGCUUGACUACAUUCACAGCGGAGAUGGAGACUGGUCGAAGGUCGAAACAGCCUACCGGGCGUCCUUCUUGCCCGAGGGGCAUUGUGUUUCCAUGGGAGGCUCCUUGUACUACGUCAUCCGCGUCUACGAUCAUGCGGCGCUGUGUUGGCCAGCAGCCUCAUCUUCCUUGGGCAUUUCCCUCAACAUGCAAAUCUCGGAGCUUCAGUGGCUUUUCGUCUUCGAUGUGAACAACGUCAAAGCUGUUAGGCUGGAAGCUAUGUCCCCACUUUACAUGUUUCAGAAAUUCAAGAAGGCAAACUGCGGCAUCACCAUGAUGGGUCAGCCGGCAUCUUCGCUCUUGGAUUUUCACAUGCAGGACGGUUUCGCUGGAUUGAGAGAGGUGGCAUUGCGAAGGUUCAUGAAGGACCUUGGCAUUCCAGAGCCUUCGUCGUGUGGACAGGAUGUCCCUGAUGAGAUUUCUUUGGCCACCAACAUCAUGUUGAACGUCAACCCCUUGCUCACCGAAAAGGAAGUGGUGACCAAAAUGGUCAGCAGACAAAAAAGUCCUGUUUCAGCAGUGUUUGGGGCGGAAGAAUGUCUAGACGAAAUGGUAAAAGAUACCGUCCUAGGGGGAGAAGUGGACAAAGUCUUAUCCCAUGUCAAGGCUGUGUCUGCUGCAGCUUCAGCCGAAAAAGUCGAAAAGAAAAUUAAGGCCGCAACAAAGGCCUUUUGGACUGUCAAGGAAACGAUUCCAAUGGAGAAAUUGAAGGAGGCUAAGGCCAAGGAAAAAGCAAAAAAAGAACCAGCCGCAUCCAGUGCUGCUGGCCCCAAGGAGCAGAAGCGGACCUAUGACACACUCAAAGAGCACGUGGACAAGGCCGUGCGGCAGAAUGUCCCGGAGAAAGUGAAAGUUUUCACCGACGAGGCGAAUGGCAGAUGGAAAAUCUGCUGGGAAAAAACCAGUUUCAAACAAAAAAGCAUCAGCUGGACCGCCGUUGGCGCCGUUGCUGCUGCACGAGCUGCAGUUGCGCAGGCGUGGGAAUGGUCUCGUGAAGAGACCGGUUGUGACAUGCCUGCCCAAGUCAAAGAGAAGAUGGCGAAGCUAUCUGCUUGA
Messenger RNA from Cladocopium goreaui, 4476 nucleotides. The record is from the annotation of a GenBank genome assembly. Lineage: Eukaryota; Dinophyceae; Suessiales; Symbiodiniaceae.